This is a messenger RNA of Scaptodrosophila lebanonensis, 1919 nucleotides long. Its product is annotated as actin-5C. NCBI's taxonomy places the organism in Eukaryota, Metazoa, Arthropoda, Insecta, Diptera, Drosophilidae. The record is from RefSeq and is a predicted model, not a curated record. The coding region runs from base 164 to 1294 and encodes 376 amino acids. The transcript is spliced from 2 exons. Gene Ontology annotation, biological process: mitotic cytokinesis.
GCCCCGUUCAUUCUUCUUUCGGCAGUCAGUCGGUGCGGUUGCAGUCUCUUUUUUCGCUUGGCUUAGAGAUUCAUCAAACUUGAAGUAAAUUCGCAAACUUUUGUGAAGUUUAAAAUUCGAUUUGUUUUUUGUGUAAUCCGCUUAACAACAAAAAGCCUACAAAAUGUGUGACGAAGAAGUUGCUGCAUUGGUUGUCGACAACGGCUCUGGCAUGUGCAAGGCUGGUUUCGCUGGCGAUGAUGCGCCCCGUGCCGUCUUCCCAUCGAUUGUUGGUCGCCCACGUCAUCAGGGCGUGAUGGUCGGCAUGGGACAGAAGGAUUCGUAUGUCGGUGAUGAGGCACAGAGCAAACGUGGUAUCUUGACCCUCAAGUAUCCCAUUGAGCACGGUAUUGUGACCAACUGGGAUGAUAUGGAAAAGAUCUGGCAUCAUACCUUCUACAAUGAGCUGCGUGUGGCACCCGAGGAGCACCCCGUGUUGCUGACCGAAGCCCCGCUGAACCCCAAGGCUAAUCGCGAAAAGAUGACACAGAUCAUGUUCGAGACCUUUAACACACCCGCCAUGUAUGUGGCCAUUCAGGCUGUGCUCUCGCUGUAUGCCUCUGGUCGUACCACUGGUAUCGUGUUGGAUUCUGGUGAUGGUGUUUCCCACACCGUACCCAUCUAUGAGGGUUAUGCCCUGCCACACGCCAUCCUGCGUCUGGAUUUGGCCGGUCGCGAUUUGACCGACUAUCUGAUGAAGAUCUUGACUGAGCGUGGUUAUUCCUUCACCACCACUGCCGAGCGCGAAAUUGUCCGCGACAUCAAGGAGAAGCUGUGCUAUGUGGCGCUCGAUUUCGAGCAGGAGAUGGCCACAGCCGCCUCUAGCUCGUCUCUGGAGAAAUCCUAUGAAUUGCCCGAUGGUCAGGUGAUCACCAUUGGCAAUGAGCGUUUCCGUUGCCCCGAGGCUCUGUUCCAGCCUUCAUUCUUGGGUAUGGAAGCCUGCGGCAUCCACGAGACCACAUACAAUUCGAUCAUGAAGUGCGAUGUGGAUAUCCGUAAGGAUCUGUAUGCCAACACUGUGCUGUCUGGUGGCACCACCAUGUACCCAGGUAUUGCCGACCGCAUGCAGAAGGAGAUCACUGCCCUGGCUCCAUCGACCAUGAAGAUCAAGAUCAUUGCUCCACCAGAGCGUAAAUACUCUGUCUGGAUCGGUGGCUCCAUUCUGGCUUCCCUGUCCACCUUCCAGCAGAUGUGGAUCUCCAAGCAGGAAUACGAUGAGUCUGGUCCCUCCAUUGUGCACCGCAAGUGCUUCUAAACGACUCACAUCAUCGUCCCAUUGCUGGAAGAGGAGUAUCAGGAGGAAGAGGAGGCGUAGAUGUAGAAGUAGAAGGAGUAGCAGCAGAAGUGCGAGUGGCAGAGUUCAUUUGGGCGUUGAAGUGCAGCACAACAUCAAUAAGAAGAGCAACAGCGAAAGCUACAGUUAUUAUUAUCAUCAUAUUAUCAUUGUUAGCAUUCACACAUCUUCGUCGAAUGCUGCGUCGUGUUGUGUUCUAGCAUUAACUUAAUUUAUUCCACAUGAGAUAUAUAUGUAAUUUUUUUUUUGUUUUUUUAUACCUUUAAUUAUAACAAGAAAAAUGAAAUUUAAAAGAACAUCAACAUCUGCCAUUCCGCGUUGGCGUUUGCCACACACACACACACCACAUGCAAAACACUCGCUACUUCAGCAGCAUGACAACACCCAAUACCAACAACAACAAAUAUAAGAACCCUUCAAAAACAGUAAAAGCGUUAAAAGACACACCUAACAAACACAAAACGGCAAAACAAAACAUCAGAGUUUUGUAAUACUUCAAAGUAAACCUUAUGUAUUAUUUUUAAUUAUGAUGUAAUUAUAAACAAGUGAGAAAAACAAAAAUAUGAAGAAAAACUUAAAAAAAAAA